GGAAUAACAUAUCGGUCGAUGCUUCUUGGUUGUAAUUCAGCGACACCGAAGACUGUUGAUGGUCCGUCGAUGAAGGACUUGAGAGGUGCUUCGUUCAAUAUCAUUCCUUGUAGCACCGGAGCUGCUAAGGCUGUCGGUAAAGUAUUUCCUGCACUGAACGGUAACUUUGUGAAGGUUGUGCCUUGGUACGACAACGAAUGGGGUUACAGUGACCGAGUGAUCGAGUUGAUCCGACACAAGGCCUCUGUUGGCUGAUCUGCUU
Erythranthe guttata (spotted monkey flower) is the source of this 262-nucleotide messenger RNA. The record is from RefSeq and is a predicted model, not a curated record. Lineage: Eukaryota; Viridiplantae; Streptophyta; Magnoliopsida; Lamiales; Phrymaceae.